This is a messenger RNA of Canariomyces notabilis, 1827 nucleotides long. RefSeq lists its product as uncharacterized. NCBI's taxonomy places the organism in Eukaryota, Fungi, Ascomycota, Sordariomycetes, Sordariales, Chaetomiaceae. Gene Ontology annotation, cellular component: fungal-type vacuole membrane; TORC1 complex. The transcript has a single exon. The coding region runs from base 1 to 1827 and encodes 608 amino acids. The record is from RefSeq and is a predicted model, not a curated record.
AUGAAAGAGACAGACACAGAUGCGGCGCGAGCCAACCAAUCAAAAAAGCCAACAAUGAACGUCCUCGACAGCGCCGUCACCGACGCCGACCAACCGUCGCAGCAGCUUCCACAACAAUUCCCACAUCCCAAUCAUCGCGUCAAGAGCCAGAAACACCUUGUUGGCGGCGGUACUGGCGGCCGGCUACAUGCUCGGGUCCCGUCUUCCAAAGGCCUCCAUAAGCACCAUGCGUCGACAUCAACGACGAAAUUGAACCGCAAACACGGCUCCGUCUCACCCGAUCGCGGGUCCGGAUCUGGGGCCCAUCACCACCGUCGCGCAACCUCGGAGCUCAAGCUCUCCCGGGACCCGUCUACGACCAAUUUGAAGAAGGACCCAUCGCACACAAAUCUGAGGGGCAAUCGCUCCCAAGUCGAUGCUGGCAAGAGGACAAAGUCCGCCACCAAUUUACAUCGCUCCGCGUCCAAUCCGGCAGUGGACAAGCUCAGGUCGUCGGGAAGCACCAAGGUUCACUUUAAUCUCGGCGACGACGGCCAAGACGACGACGACCCAGACGACGAGUGGGUGGAUGCCAGCACAUCUGCCUCACCCCUGCUCUCUCGGCGCGGCGAGGAGAAUACCCAGGCAGCAUUAUCCACACUGGAUCGAGAACAGACAAACGAUCGUUCUGGGGCGAACGGGACGCAGAACGGCGCGCACAGUCCGGGCCGUGCGGCGAGCAGCCACAGCCAGUACCUGACCACCCGGAUUCUAUCGCGAACCUCGUUACAGCGCGCCCCGCCCAUGAUGUCGACUGAAACGGUCGAAGUGCGGCCUCCCUCGUCACGGCAACAAUCACCGCGAGACUCAAGCCCCGGCAAUGGUCCUUCCUUUUCCGGCACGCCCGGCACGGUAUCGCAGGCUCGGCCGGGCAGUAGCGGCAAGGCAGAACUAACAUCCAGGUUCAAGGGGAACAACAGCCAAGAGCCCGGAUCCGGCAUACCAGGAGAGUCAUUCAUGUCAGCUGCCAACCGAGGCGGACUGUCUCGGGCGGCGUUGAACGGCGUGCCCAAACGACGCCAGUCCCUAGGAACUUUACCACGAGCCGGCAUGGACGGGAUGAAUGGGGCCCGAGAGGAUAAUCUCACCGACGAGGAGGAUGCAGACCAAGGAGUCAUUGCGCCCCGUUCACGGCGGAAUGGCAAUUACGUGGUGCCCAGGGAUAUGAGCCGAACUCAGCAGAAGUUGAAUCUACAACGGGCAAGCUCCAGUCUGGAACCAACGCACCCUCACAACGGGAUAGGACUAGGUCCUUCGGGAGUCCCAGCAGGCGCCGGGCCUCUAGGCGGCGUGCCCGCCUAUGAUUCCGAAGAGAGAAGAAUCGCGAAACUGCUUGAAAGAACAGGCAUGGAAUAUCUUACAGUGCGCCGGCAUGUGAGCCCGGUUGCCCGGUCUCUCUCGCGGGUAAUGCAGUUGCCCGGCGUCGGCGGCAGCCGCCAAAUACCUCAGAGCCGCAGUGGUACGCAUUCGACCAGAGUCUCGGAGCUUGGUGGCCGUUUUGACUCUAGACCUCAUCAACAAGACCCUCACGCGCGUGAUCCUGGCAUGGUGGAUUUGAUGGAUUCCCAAUCUUCAAGACGGCCGCUCACGCCGGGACGCACGUUCUCAGCUUUGACCACCGCUAGCGCUAGCUCGAGUCUCGGUACCGACGACGGCGCCAGCAGGAUGCAUGAACGGCAGGGUCUCAGCGGGGCCAGCCUGGUGGACGGGACCGAGGACGCCGGGACGCUCGCACUGCUUCGCAUGAUGUGGGACAAGAACAUGGAUCUGAGUGCGAGCCAGGAUUAG